AAGAGCGAAGAUAGUUGCAAUUGAGUUUGUGUGUUGCGGGGCUGAGGAUGAAUUUGCCAUCUGGAGACGCUGUGUCCAUAGUAACAGGCAGCUGAUUGCGGCCGGCGCACAAACACUGAAACAGCUCCGGAAGGACGGCGAUGCUGUCCGGCUCCAUCCAGAUCUCCGGAGAGACCCUCUCCUCGGCGGAGGUGAAAGACAUUUGUGACUCUCUGAGGACCAAUUCGGUACGGCUAUUGUCGCUGAGGGGCUGUCACAUCUCAGACCGUGAUUUCCACCGCAUCAGCCGGCAUGUGGCGGACUGUCAAUCCUUGGCACAGCUCAACCUAAACCUUGGGGUAGUCAGUAACAUCAACCGAGUGAAACAGCUGGCAGAAGCACUGGCAUCCAACAGGUCCAUCCACUCCCUCUUCCUCCAUGGUACUCCCCUGACUGAUUCUGGACUAGCUGUACUGAACCCUGUCCUAUCCCUGCAUCCCUCCCUAAUAUCACUGGAUCUCGGAGACUGUAUUCUGGGAGAUGAAGGAAUGAAUCUCAUUUGUGGAUUGUUGCCGCCGGACGGGGCAAAGUCAGGUCUGAAAGAGCUAACACUGAGUGCUAAUCCUGCAAUUACAGUGAAGGGUUGGGCACGCCUGGCAAUAGCAGUUGCCCACAGUUCUCAACUUCGUGUCCUUAACUUGGAUUAUAAUCCUCUAGGUGACCACAUUGCAGGGAUGUUAGCAGUUGCUGUGGCUUCUAGUCGGACCCUAGAAGUGGUGGACCUGGAGGGGACAGGCCUUACGAAUCAGUCAGCUCAGAUAUUUCUGGACAUGGUAGAGAAUUAUCCCACCUCAAUACGGACUCUCAUCCUAGCAGAAAAUAAUAUCAGCUUGGAACUUCAGCAGCAAAUCUCUGAUCUACUUUCUGAGGGAGAGGAAGAGGAGGAAAAUGAAAAUGAAGGGCAAGAAGAUGCAGGAAGACAGAAGGAAAUCUGGAUUGCUCAGAGCAAUCCAGAAUCACAGGCUAUCCUCAUGUCAACACAACUUGAAGAUUCAUUGCUGGCAGAAACAGAAAUGUGACAACACAUGUUGUUGGAUCCCUUCUGUCGUAGGCCAUACUGCACUACCAUUCACCCAUGUCUUUAGGUGCUGCUGUUGGAACUGAUUGAGAGCAUAUGUCUAUAACCUUCGUUCAUUUACAGCUAGAGCCCGUGUGUGACACUGACCCUAAAAGCACUGGAGGGGCACCUCCAAUCACCUCACAUCAUGCCACUUUAUAUUUGUGUUUAUUUAUUUUUAACAACUUAAUUUAGUCUAUAUCACAACAGUCACCGCACUAAAAAUGUAAUGAAUUGUGUAAAGCACUGAGGGUUUUGAUGUGAUAAUGCACUGUGUAAACAAAGUUAUGAAUGAAUGUAUUAAGAGCAUGGA
Rhincodon typus (whale shark) is the source of this 1409-nucleotide messenger RNA. It is a transcript of the gene lrrc73, whose product is annotated as leucine rich repeat containing 73. Bases 141 to 1058 code for a protein of 305 amino acids. Lineage: Eukaryota; Metazoa; Chordata; Chondrichthyes; Orectolobiformes; Rhincodontidae. The record is from RefSeq and is a predicted model, not a curated record. Gene Ontology annotation, molecular function: protein binding. The transcript is spliced from 6 exons.